AGGGGACGACCGCUUUCUCAAGUAUCAGAGGCUGCAGCACAGCCAAGGCUUACAGCCAAGAUUUCAUAAGUUCAAAUGUAUUCAAUGAGCGGGCUGUAAGGCUUACAGCCAAGGCCAACAACAACGACAAGGAGCUAUAUUUCUGGGUCCUUAGCACAUCAGAGACGUAUGAAUCUAUCUGGGAUGCAAUUGUGUAUGAAGACACCUACAAACAAACGGUGCAGAGUGAGUUCCUCUCGUUAGCACCGUUCAAAGCUGUCAGCCCGGUAAUUAUAGACACUUGGUGCUCUUACUUGAAUAAUAUGGAGAAGCUGAAGGCACCAGAUACAGCAUCAAGACUCUUUUUUUCCACAAGGCCAUGCGCACAAUCAUUGAUAGACAGCCCUGCAGGGUGGGAUGAAGAGAGGCGAUUUGCUUCUUUUUGGACCAUCCUUUUUGAGGAAGCACUUGGAGCUGGAUACAACAAAUGGGAGAAACACGAUAUGUUCUUCUUCCCAAUUUGGGGUGAGAGACAUCAAUAUGUGGUUUGUUUUGAUGUGCCGGAUGGCAAGAUGAACUUUAUAGAGCACACCCUGGCAGAACCGCACGCAUUGUUCGCCGACAAAUAUAGGAACACACCCGAUGUGCCGCAAACCAAUCUAAGGCAACGAAGUAUUGGAAAGAUAAACCUGCAAAGUUCAAUUUCGAACAGUGGGUCGAGAAUUAUGGGUUGUAGUGCGUGAUGGUUUCGGGUAUAUGUUGAGGGGGCCUACUGACUGUAUUGAUUCCUUGGGUGACUUUGCACUUUAGAUAUUUUUACAACCUUGAAUACACUGAACAAUGUUUUUGAGAAUAGUGUUUAUGACUUUGAUAUUGCGAACAUU
Messenger RNA from Salvia splendens (bonfire salvia), 863 nucleotides. RefSeq lists its product as uncharacterized. The transcript is spliced from 5 exons. The record is from RefSeq and is a predicted model, not a curated record. NCBI's taxonomy places the organism in Eukaryota, Viridiplantae, Streptophyta, Magnoliopsida, Lamiales, Lamiaceae. Bases 303 to 722 code for a protein of 139 amino acids.